Molecule: messenger RNA, 288 nt
Organism: Colletotrichum chrysophilum
Lineage: Eukaryota; Fungi; Ascomycota; Sordariomycetes; Glomerellales; Glomerellaceae
Exons: 2
Coding region: 1-288 (95 amino acids)
Source: RefSeq, a predicted model, not a curated record
AUGGCUCAACAGAAGUGUGGGACGAUGACUUCCACAAUCUACCGCGCGGAAACCGCAAUGACUAUUCUUGUGAUGGUUGCUUCAUGGUGGGAGGAGUACCAUGAAGAGGAAUAUUCAGAGCAAAACUCUUCUGUUCCUUCCGUCAGCUCUACAAGCGAUGACUCGGAUAAUGGUGAUGAAGGGAGCGAAACAUACGCCGACUCCGGCAGCCAAGGUAACAGAGAAAGGACUGUUGAAGAGGAUGAUAUCAAUUCAGAGCCGGGAUACUACGACAGCAGCAGUGAAUAA